AUGGAAAGUUACGAGGACGACGACGACACUCACUUCUGCAUCAAAUGCCACCUGACGAUACACGGCCUGGAGAAUUACGUGCGACACCGUCAAUCGGGAUGUCGGCCACCGGACGACAAGAACGUCGCUGUACGUGUGUCACCGACAACGCCCGCCUCGCCGACCACCGUCUUCUACCCGGAGAUACUCAACGCCGACGCGUUCUUCAGUUCGUUGGAGUUACGUAGCAGCAGCAAGUCGAACACGCAGAAGACGACCGGCCUACUGGAGGAGAGCAGGAAGUUCAAGAAGGAGGACAAACACCGGAAGAAGAGCCCGAAGAGCACGCAGGUGGAGAACGAAGAGUCCACGACGGUGAAGGAGAAGCUUCACAACAUGCUGCCGGGGGUCGCGGAACUCGACGAUCCAACGGACCAUCUGUGCAUGCCGUCGCUCGUCGGAUUCCCGGAGAUCGUCUCGUCCGCGGCCGGCAAGUCCACGGUCACGACCAGCCGUGGCAAAUUGAGCCACGUAGCCGCGAACAUGGACGGUGGCGCGUUCGCGAUGAAGCACGAGCCGGAGAAUUCGUUGGAGAGGAUCCUGAUGACGUCUCACGUCGAGUCGAAGCAGACGGACAGGAAAAGGCAGGACGACUCGCAGAGGAUGGAGCAUCAUGUUCAUCAGACCUGGCUAGAAGACACGAUACUGGCCGAGCUGGUGGCCAACAACGAGAACAAAGAUCUGGGCAGAUACGAGUUCGAGUAUCAACAGGACGACGACUCGGAGGACGAUAUAUUGGAGGAAGAUCUCGGGGAGGACGACGAGGGUGGAUCGUACUCGGAGUCGGACGAUGGGGAGGACCGGGAACGUCCACCGCGUGGUCACAUCGGUGGCAAAUGGAAGCCAGAAUUGGACGAUCUUCCUCAAAAUAUGUCUCAACUUCAGGACGACGACGUGGAGCCGGAGGACGAGCAUCAAGAACAUCCGCCGCCGACCUACACCGGGGGCAAGUGGCGACCCUCGGACGCGUCGCAGAAAGCGGAAGAGUACGAGACUAAGAGCAACGUCGGUCAACCAUCGCCAGGACACACGCGAGGGAAAUGGGUACCGGGUGCACAAACGGAUAUCGAAUCAGGAUAUUGGUGCAGUCCUUGCGGCAGGAAACUUGCCUCUCGAUUGGUCUACAACAGGCAUCUUCUCUCUGAUUUGCACGCCAGAAGGAGCAUCCGAGAAAUCGAUGACGUUCUUUCCUUGCCGCGUGCCGCGGGUUUACACGCGGCGAAAAAGUCAUCGUCUCGCAAUCAGAGAAUCAAGCAAGCAGGGGAAACGAGAGGCGCGAAGAAAAGCUUACGAAAACGAGAAAAGGAAAUACUGAGCUGCGAGAUGUGCCAUGCCCGAGUGAGAAGGACACAAAUGGGCAAGCAUUUGCUCUCUCAUUAUCACUGCCGCGUGGCGGGUGUAAAUCCUCGCGGGCCACGGGCGCGUCGCUUUUUACUGGAAAAUAUGGCGAAUGUGGUUCGGCAGUGCCCUUUUCAGUGUUUCUCUUGUCGCUUUUAUUGCAACACGGAGGAAACGUUUCUGCGUCAUUGGCGAUCCGAUCUUCAUGCAAAAACCCUCGAGCAGAUCGGCGGCAGCUACAGAUGCACACCCUGUGACUUUUGGUGCGAGGACGACGAGACGAUGGACUCGCACAUGCUCGAGCGGAGCCACCGCGACGUCGUCUCGAUGAUGAAUGGCUCGGUGCCGAUCAUGAUCGGCCGUCAGCGGGCCCUGCCCUGCGGCAGCUGUGAUCGCCGAUUCCGCUACAAUUUACAACUUCGGCUGCACGUCAAGGAGACCGGCCACGAGGAGGGUCCGACCGCGACCGACGAGUAUCAACAGCGAAUCAAAUGCAAUCUAUGCCCGCAAGUCGUUCGAUCGUUGGUGGCACUUCAGCGUCACCAGUUGUCCGCCCAUGUCGCGAGAGGGAUCGCGAAGAAAGACGAGGCGGCGCAGCAGCCUUCGCGAUCAACCCCGGCGCCCUAUUUCUGCUCGUUCUGCUCGAUGAACUUCGCCACCGCCCAGGACGCUGUUCUGCACCGGAGGACGUCCAGCCACAAAGAGAUGGUCAAAGCUCGGAAAAGCAACGACAGCUCGGCGACGUCGAUGACGCGCGAGUGCCCUCACUGCAAGCAGAAGCAGGCGAAUCUGUCGGAGCACAAGGAACAUCUUCUCGACGAGCAUCCCGAGCUUUGCUACAGAUGCCCGAAAUGCGGGAUGUUAUUCGCCCUCUCGCAAGACGUGACGAGACACACGAGAGAGAACAAAUGCCACGGCACAGCCGUUGGCGAAUUAAGCAAAACGAGAACGUCGAACCCGAAAGACGAAUGGAGAUGCGGCAGAUGUAGCUUCUCGAGCAACUCUCAGGCGGAGUUUAUCUUUCACGAGGCUCUUCACGCGGGGGCCGUGCAGAACGACAACGAGGAGGACGGGAACCCUGGCAAAUCGCUGGCCAAGUAUUCCUGCCCCAUUUGCAAGAAGGCGUUCGCGAAAGUGUCAUUACGGAAUCACAUCAGGAGUCAUACCGGGGAACGACCGUUCCCCUGUGCCAAGUGUCUCGUGGCCUUCUCGAGACGAUCGGACCUAAACGCCCAUCAGAAAGAGUGCACCGGCUCGGCGUCAUCGUCGUCGUCAGGCUGGACGACGAACGAAUCCGGGAGGAAACGGUGCUUCUCUUGCUCCGAGUGCAACAGCGCUUUCUACACCAAGUGAGUACCGUUUUAUCUAUUUUUUAGUUACUUUGUCCCUCGUUUUUUUUUUUUUUUUUUUUUUUUUUUCAAACUUCACCUGUCCCUUGGUAUCAAAUUGACAGAAUCUAUAACGGAAAGAUAAAUAGUUAGAAUUACAGAAUUGUAGGUUAAAUUUUUAUUCAAUCGUUUCUCUCUAUGAUGAUGUUCAGUCUUGUACAUUUUGUAAGAAAGAAUAUAUGUUAAACUGACGUACAAAGAGUACAAAGCCGCUGACAGGUUUUUAAUUAUCAAAUUAAAUGUUUACGUGUGCCAGAAUUAAACCAUGGAUUUUUAUGCAAUUGUGAGACUCGAAAAUAUAACGUAUAUAUGACGAUGUUUAACAAAUAAAAUGAUACUUUAUCUAGGCUCCAUUUUUUUUUUUAAAUUGUAUUCAUAAAGAUAUGAAUAAGUUCAUUAAUAAUCAUAAAUCGUUCGAAAACUUUCGAGCAUUAUACCAAAAAUUUCUAUUAAUUAAUAAUUAAAGACAAAAUUGA
Molecule: messenger RNA, 3241 nt
Organism: Heterotrigona itama
Lineage: Eukaryota; Metazoa; Arthropoda; Insecta; Hymenoptera; Apidae
Source: the annotation of a GenBank genome assembly